AUGACUUGGCCAUUGAUAGACGCUCAUUGUCAUUUACACGAUGAACAUUUUCAUUCUUUUAGCUCUUCAUCGAGUAUUCAACGCUUCGAAAAUGUGCUUUCUAGGGCCCGCAGUGUCCAUCUAAGUCACAUUGUGUCAUGUGCUACCCAUGAAGAAGAUUGGCGGAUCUUGGAGCAACUUAUGGAGCAACAGAAGCACGACAGCUUCUUGACGAUUGUACCAGUAUUUGGAGUUCAUCCGUGGUGGGCACAGGAGAUGAGACUGAUAAAAAGUUCAGUUCCAUUAAAGACAUUACGCGACAUGUUGAUACUGUACCCAAAAGCAAGUGUGGGAGAGAUUGGGCUAUGCAAGAGCAAAAGAGGACGACAAGUACCAGUGAAUAUUCAGAUGGAGACAUUCCGAGUGCAACUGGAUCUGGCAGCAGAGUGGAUCACUAGAUAUGAUACAGUCUUUCCUGGCACUACGAGGCACGCGAGUUUUUUUUCACUCAAUGCCAAGCAAUUGACGGAUCCACAAAUGAAAAAGGCUGCUGCUUGUUGCAAGAAAUUACCGUUGGAAUCGCUUUUGCUUGAAACAGAUGCACCUGAUCAGACACCUUCCAUUGAGCUUGUUAAGGAGCUGUUCAAUCAGGCAGAUAACGUACCGCUAGCGCUGCAAGAAGGUUCGGCAGGUGUGAAUGAACCUGCAAUGGUGAAACUUGCACUGUAUGGUGCCGCAAAGAUCCGAAAUGUACCGAUGGACGAAGUAGCAGCUGCAGUAUAUCAAAAUUCUAAAGAGGCCUUUGGUCUUAUGGCAUCAUAG
This is a messenger RNA of Peronospora farinosa, 801 nucleotides long. The record is from the annotation of a GenBank genome assembly. NCBI's taxonomy places the organism in Eukaryota, Oomycota, Peronosporomycetes, Peronosporales, Peronosporaceae.